GAGCCAGUAAAGGUGAAGAUUUGUUGGAGGAAUCGGAUAUAGUCAUCAACAUGAAUCAAAGUGAAUCUGGCAACAUACGUAAGUUGGGCCACGAUUUGCGGGAUCAACUUCGUGGGUUCAUGACAAGGUUGGAAGGAAAGCGAGUAACAAUUGACGAUGCCGUAGAAUUAUACUCAAUGUUAGAUAAGUCUUAUGAAUGGGCCCUUGGAGGUAUGAAAUUUGUUGCUAUGCUUGGAAUCGAAGACCUUAAUUCAUGUGAAAAAUGUAUUGGACAGGAGAAAAAAAUUGAUGAUUACUUGGAGAGUCACCCACCGAUCACAGAGGAACAAUUUGAAAGAAUGCGAGAACUUUCUAAACGUCUACGCAAACAGAAAUGUCUACAACAGUGUGAGUUCGCAGAAAAACGAUGCGGAGAAUCAAAUUCCUUAAUUCAUAAAAAAUUAUUACAUCUUCAGGAGGCUAAGGAAAAAUUAAAAUUAAAAGAAAAUGAAAAAUAUGCAUUAACAAGGACACAACGGCAAGAAAGUACUCCAAAUGAGAAAAUGGUACGGUUUACUAAGAACUCGGAACAGUCGGAAUCAUCUUCUAGUACUAAUAGCGAUGGAGAAUUAUUUAGGCGGACUCAAAUAAAACCUAGUGCAACUCCUCCGAAACACAGAGACUCAUUUCAUAGCAAUGUGUCGGAAGACUCAGGUAUAUCAUUAGGUGAUAAGAAUAAUGAUAGGACUUUAAAUAUAAACCAAGAAAGAACAGAUGAGGUAAUUAAUAAAACAGUGAAUGAAAUUACUAAUUGUUCAAUGUCAGGAGAAACAAUCGAAGAAGAAAAAUGUGAAACUCUUUCAGUUGGUGAUGAUAAAGUCGACGAAGGUUACGUUGAAAAGGAGACAGAGGAUGAAAUUGAAGCGGCUAAAUCGGAAGAUUCUAGAAGUCAGAAGCUUGCAGUACAAGCAGUUGGGACAGAAUCUAGUUCAUCGAAGGAGGGUAGUGAUCGAAUUGCAGAGGUAGAAGAAGAGGAGGAGGAUGGUUCAAAUUCACCCGAACAGCAAUGGCUGCCACAUUCAGCCAACCGCCAUCUCAGGAACUCAAUAGUAGAAAGCCCUCUGAAAUCAGUACGAUUAAAAUCACAGCUUAGUGACACCGACUUUCAGGAUCGUAAGAAGAUGCUAAUGAUCAUUGACGAGAUCAUCCAGACAGAGGAGGACUACGUGAGGGCGCUACGGUACAUCAUACAGAAUUAUUUUCCUGAAAUGGACCGUGAUGAUGUUCCGCAAGGCCUGCGAGGUCAAAGAACCAUGGUGUUUGGAAACAUUGAGAAGAUAUACGAUUUCCAUCAACAUUCAUUCCUGAACGAUUUGCUCAACUGCGAAGACGCACCCAUGGAAUUGUGCCAGUGUUUUGAACGCCAUACCAAGGAUUUUGGAUUAUAUGCCCUGUACAACAAAAACAAGCCACGCUCAGAUGAGUUGCUAGCAGAGUAUGGUUAUUUCUUCAAGUCAAAACAACUUGAAUUAGGUGAUAAGAUGGACGUUGCGAGUUAUCUACUAAAGCCGGUGCAGCGUAUGGGGAAGUACGCACUGUUACUACGGGAUUUAAUCAAGGAAUGUGGGGACAAAGAUCAAGAAUUACUCACGUACCUCAAGAACACGGAAUUAAUGGUGAAAUUUCAGCUUCGUCAUGGCAACGAUUUGCUAGCAAUGGACGCAAUCAGAGAUUCAGAUAUAACUUUGCAUGAACAAGGUCAGUUAAUUCGUCAAGAAGAAUUCCUCGUUUACCGAGGCAAGAAGAAGUGUUGGCGCCACAUCUUUCUCUUUGAGGACACGGUUGUUUUCACCAAAACACGACAAGCUGGGAAAGGACAUGAUUUCUACCAAUACAAGUCAAGCCUCAAGACUACUGAUAUUGGAAUUACAGAAAAUGUUGGUGAAAGCGGACUUAAAUUUGAGAUUUGGUUUAGAAGAAUGAAACACCGAGACAAACGUUAUACUCUGCAUGCGCCCUCGAUUAUCGUGAAAAAAGAUUGGGUAAACGAGAUCACACAAUUGCUAUGGAGACAAGCAAUGAAGAGCAAAGAAUCCCGUCUUUCUGAAUUGUCCUACAUGGGAAUCGGUAGCAAACCUUGCAUUGAUAUUAAACCAAACGAAGACCAGAUAAAUGACCGUGCAAUCGAAUUUAAAAACCGGGGGAGUCGUACAAGAAAUUCCAUCUCAGUUGCUUCAUUCGACCAUGUAUCUAGACAGCGACCAUUCUCCGUGAUGUCCAACGGAAGCAGCGGAUCCAGCACAACCAAUAAUAGUUCCGUGAUCAGUUCCCUCAUGCUGGAGACGCACUACGAGAGCGUUGCUGAGAUUUCAGACUUCCCAAGUCUGGUUAAAUGCCAUCCAAACCAACAGUCCAACUCUGGUGGAGCUUCACUGACCAAGAGCAGCUCAGAUGAGAGCAUGUUUGGCAGUAACCGUCGUGGUGAUGACUCCGUAUCCAGUAGUUCCUCUGUUGCUAGUAGCAACUCCUCACAUGUUUCCAGAAAGUCCUACAAACAGUGAGCCGCCAAAGAAUACGGAAGAAGCGAUAUGACGAUGACAGUUGAGUUGAUUCUUAUUAUUGCAUCACAUGAAGGCCGUAUGAUGUUGGAUAUUAUAUUUGGUGCUAUGGUAAUCGGGUGUUAGCCUUGCAACAUACAGCCCUGUAGUUUGUUACACCUGACUGAUAAAAGUUAGAGGUCAAACAAGUGUACAUUGGAAUGGGGUUAAUUACUUCCUUUUUGCUAGUUAAAUUGAAAAACGAAACUGACAAAAUAACCCAUGUAUAUAUACACAUGACAUUAUUUAUAAGUAUGAUAUUAUAGUUAUCCACUAUAGUUAUCCAAUGUUAUUGUAAUUUUCUGUGUUUUAAUACAUUGUGAUGUGAGUUUAGUCAUUUCUGUUAUAAACAAAAUAUAUAUAUUACUCAGUGUAGUAGCAACAGUUAAACAUUGAGUUUUAUAACAUUGAGGACAAUUUUUAUACAGUUUUUUGAUGAUGUAAUUAGAUGUUUUAAUGGGGUUACAUGGCACUUGAAAUAUGGAAGACUGUAUAUUUACUUUAAAAUGAUGGCACACGAUAUCUUACCUAAUUUUCUUUAGCUUCAUUGACCUGUAUUUUUUAUCGCCGCAUUA
Anneissia japonica is the source of this 3151-nucleotide messenger RNA. Its product is annotated as puratrophin-1-like. The coding region runs from base 51 to 2540 and encodes 829 amino acids. NCBI's taxonomy places the organism in Eukaryota, Metazoa, Echinodermata, Crinoidea, Comatulida, Comatulidae. The transcript is spliced from 11 exons. The record is from RefSeq and is a predicted model, not a curated record. Gene Ontology annotation, molecular function: guanyl-nucleotide exchange factor activity.